Glossina fuscipes is the source of this 1926-nucleotide messenger RNA. RefSeq names its product death-associated inhibitor of apoptosis 2 (gene Diap2). Gene Ontology annotation, biological process: negative regulation of apoptotic process; positive regulation of protein ubiquitination; regulation of cell cycle. The record is from RefSeq and is a predicted model, not a curated record. Gene Ontology annotation, cellular component: nucleus; cytoplasm. Gene Ontology annotation, molecular function: ubiquitin protein ligase activity; cysteine-type endopeptidase inhibitor activity involved in apoptotic process. The transcript has 4 exons. NCBI's taxonomy places the organism in Eukaryota, Metazoa, Arthropoda, Insecta, Diptera, Glossinidae. The coding region runs from base 258 to 1856 and encodes 532 amino acids.
CACAUAAUAUAUAAGACGAAUCAUAUAUUCAUCACCUAAAAAGUUUUUUUUUCUAGUCAAUAGCCUUUUUCAUAUAAGUAAAACAAACAAAAACAGAAUUAAAAAGGCUACCAAUCUAUUCACAUUUAAGAUUUGUUUGAUUUAUUUUGCAAGAAUUACGUAGUGAAAAAGAAUAUAUAGAAAAAGAGAUAUUAGUUACAUAUAUAAGUUGAAGUUGAAGCAGAGAGAACGCAAUUUUAAGUGCUGGGAAAGCGAGUAUGAAUGUCGAGUUUUUCAAUGAGGAAGCACGUUUGCGGUCAUUUGUGUCAUGGCCAGCAAAUACACCAGUAAAUCCUCGACAAUUGGCCGAAUGUGGUUUUUAUGCUAGUGGACCAUUUUUAGAGGCUGAGUGUAAUUGGUGUCACUGCAGAAUAAGUAAUUGGGAAUACGGCGACGUAGUAGAAAGGCGACAUCGUAUUGUUAGUCCUCAGUGUGAAUUUAUAACGAAUCGAUCAUGUUGCGGUAAUGUAUCCAUGCAGUUACCAACAGAUGGAGAUAGUUCACAGCCCUUAUCAUCAUCAGGCGUAGUUAAUCAAUCUUCAGAUCAACGAAAUUUUCCAGAUCUUAUGAUUGAAUCAAAUCGUUUGGCUACAUUCAAAAAUUGGCCAAAUCCAAACAUAUCGCCCGUAUCAUUAGCCAAAGCUGGUUUCUUCUAUCUCAACCGAUCAGAUGAAGUGAAAUGUGUAUGGUGUAAAGGUGUUAUAGCGCAAUGGGAAAAGCAAGAUAACGCCUUUGAAGAACAUCGUCGUUUUUUCCCAGAUUGCCCUCGUGUUCAGCUGGGACCACUUAUUGAAAUGGCGAGCGACGGUAUACGAGAUUUAGGAAUUCAACAAAUAUCUCCGCCUAAAAAUUCGAAAUAUUCUUCACUGGAUGCUAGACUGCGUACAUACAAUAAUUGGCCAAUACCAGAUAUUCAGAAGCCCGUCGCUUUAGCUGAAGCCGGUUUAUACUAUCAAGAAGUCGAUGAUCAAGUGCGUUGUUUCCAUUGCAAUAUGGGUUUACGGUCAUGGGAAAAAGAAGAUGAUCCCUGGUUCGAACAUGCCAAGUGGUAUCCACAAUGUCCAUUUGUGCGUUUAGUAAAAGGAAACACUUAUAUACAGCAAGUUCAAGAUUUAAUGAAACAAUCAAUUGAGCGGGAAAAUCAAAUGUCAUCGGUCCCGAUGACGAUAGAAGAAGCAAUGGCAACAGGGCCAGUAAGGCAAGCUUUAGAAAUGGGCAUAGACGCUGGUGCUAUACGAAGUAGGACACAGCGACAGUUGUCUGUAACGGGUUAUCCAUACGCUACGGUUGAAGAUUUAAUAAAAGCGGUAUUUGACGAUCGGGAUAGCGAAGAUCCAAUUGAAUAUGCAAUUCCAGCGCUUGGGAGCGAUUGUACUGGUAUUCUAAGCAACAACAGCAGAACUAUGAUAAAUGGGAUAAAUGGUGAUAUAGCAGCUAGUGUAUCAGUUGUUAGAGGCAAUGAUAGACUUCAAAGGGAUUCAACUUAUCGUUUGGAAACUCCAUCGAGGGAUGUGGUGAUUUCUGGUGACGAAAAACCUAGUUUAAAAGCUUGCGAUAAAUUCCAAGACAAAUCUUUAGCUGACAAUAAAGAUGCUUUGACCGCUGGCAGAUCAUCUCCAAGUCGUUUAACUCUCGAAGAAGAAAAUCGCAAGUUGAAAGAUGCUCGCCUCUGUAAGGUAUGUUUGGAUGAAGAAGUUGGUGUUGUAUACUUACCAUGCGGACAUUUAGUGACCUGUGUCCAAUGCGCUCCCGGCGUUGAGCAAUGCCCGGUUUGCCGCACAACAAUUAAGGGAUUUGUACGUACGUUCUUUUCGUAAGAAUACAAUUAAUCUCGAAUUAAAUGAGUUGGAAAUGGCCUUCUUGGAGCUUAAAGGGCGAAAAAAUAAU